GAUGCAGCGGGGACUGAAGCCUCUCCUCUUCUCUGGGCGGUUCCAGCCCCGACAGAGACGUGCAGGGAAGAAAGCCCACUAACAAAACUAUCAGCGCAGUCUCAAACAUGGCGCCUGCCUCCGACAACUUCACAUGAAAGUGCGGCGAAGAAGUGGCCAGCAAAGUUUCAAAAGGAGUAUUUCGAAGUGCUUUUUUUGUUUUUGUUUUGCCGUCCUGUUUUAAUUAACCGGUUUGCAGAAAUAGAAAUACGGAAUAUAUCAAGCGGCUUAAAAAAAAAAAAAAACAGCAAGUCGCCUACAUGUCAACAUUGUCCCUCGCUGCAGUGUAAACAGCUGGUACUCCCAGCCAUGAUCGAGGACAAGGGCCACCGCGUGACCGACUACUUUGUAGUGGCCGGGCUGACGGACAAAUCCACCCCCCUGGAGCAGGACCUGUCCGAGACCAAGUCCAGCGGGCCCAAAGCGCCCAUCACCGACUUGGCCGUCAUCAACAGGUCGGCGGGAGAAACGGUCCCAGAGGGCUUCACUUGCAUCGACAGCACCUACAGCGGCCAGCCAGCCAACCUUAACCAUGGCAGCCUUAAGAGCCCCGAGCUGUUUCUGUGCUACAAGAGGGGCAGAGGGAAGUCUCCUCUCACUGACAUUGGUGUGCUGUACGAGGGUAAGGAGCGUCUGAUCCAGGGCUGCGAGGUCAUCCAGGCUACACCGUACGGCCGCUGCGCCAACGUCAACAACAGCUCCGCCACCUCGCAGCGCAUCUUCAUCACCUUGCGGCGAGCACCGCCCGUCCAGCCUCAGAACUCCCUCGCAGUGACGGAUAUCUGCGUCAUCGUCACGAGUAAAGGGGAGAUACCACCACAUACAUUUUGCAAAGUGGACAAGAACCUCAACUGUGGCAUGUGGGGCUCCAAUGUGUUCCUGUGUUACAAGAAAUCAGUAUCUGCGUCCAAUUCCAUCACUUACAAAGCUGGUCUCAUCUUUCGUUACCCAGAAGAGGACUAUGAGUCUUUUCCUCUGUCAGAAUCUGUCCCUCUAUUUUGUUUGCCUAUGGGCGCCAAUAUCGAGUGUUGGGCGCCAAACACACCUGAUCCUCUGCCUGUCUUCUCCACGUUUGUCUUAACCAUCUCUUCUGGUGAAAAGGUGUAUGGAUCAGCCAUCCAGUUCUACGAGCCACAUCCGGUGGAUCAGCUGAGCGAGAAGCAGAAGAUCCAGCUGGGCCUGCUCACCACGGUGGAGAAGAAGGUGAUCCCCAACCGGCCCGUGAACACCAAUAAAUGCAUCUGCCUGCUCUCCCGCUGGCCCUUCUUUGAGUCCUUCCGUAAGUUCCUGAUGUUCCUCUACAAGCUCUCCGUCUCCGGCCCUCACCCCCUGCCUAUUGAAAAGCACAUCGCGCACUUCAUGCACAAUGUGUCAUUUCCUUCCCCUCAAAGGCCAAGAAUAUUGGUCCAGCUCUCGGCACAUGACACAUUGAUCCUCUCCCAGCCUGUGUGUACACCCUUACCACUCAGCGGGGCAGAUUACGGCACUCUGCUGAUGAAUCUGGGCUCAGAGAACUGCGCCACACUGCUGCACUUUAUCCUGCUGGAGAGCAAGAUCCUGCUGCACUCACUCCGGCCCGCUGUGCUCACCGGAGUGGCCGAGGCGGUGGUGGCUAUGAUCUUCCCCUUCCAGUGGCAGUGUCCCUACAUCCCCCUGUGCCCGCUGUCUCUAGCAGGCGUCCUCAAUGCUCCCUGUCCAUUUAUAGUGGGCGUGGACUCCCGCUACUUCGACCUUUACGACCCCCCGCCAGAUGUUGUCUGUGUUGAUCUGGACACCAACACUAUCUACCUUUCUGACGAAAAGAGGCACAGCAACUGGAAGAACCUCCCAAAGAAGCCCUGCAAGAGUCUCAAUAACGCCCUGAGCAACUUGCACCACCAGCUGGCCCCUGUUUCAGUACGUCAAACACCACAGGAAAACUCAGCAGUGGACAUGACCCCCAUUGAGGCGGACUUCAACUGGCACAAGAAGAAGACUGCGCUGGAGAUGGAAAUCCAGGAGGCCUUUCUUCGCUUCAUGGCGUCCAUCCUGAAGGGCUACCGCUACUACCUCAAACCCAUCACCCAGGCGCCCUCCGAAAAGGCCACAUCUGCAGACUCCCUCUACGACCUGCAAGGGUUUCUCAAAAGCAGAGACCGAGCCCACCAUAAGUUCUACUCCCAGCUCACCAAGACCCAGAUAUUCAUCCGCUUCAUCGAGGAGUGCACCUUUGUCAGUGACAAGGACACCGGCCUGGCCUUUUUUGACGACUGUGUCGAGAAGCUUUUUCCCUCUGAUAAAAUCACAGACAAGGGCACCAAGGUUGAAGGAGAGUCAUCUGAGGACACGAGACUGUUGGAGCUGGACGAGUCCCAGAAGAGUGAACACACUGUUUUUGUCAUGCCCCCUGAACCUCCAGUGAGCGAUGGAACUGAACCUGCCCCCAGAUACACCUAUAAAAGUUUCCCCAGGCUGCAUAUGGAGCUGUUUGACCGUCCUCAGGAGUUCCGCCCAGCGAUCAGCAGCAGAACAGCAGGGGCCAGUCUGUCCAGCAGCCCUGCACUACUGGCUAAGAGGACGAAGCAGGAGAUCAAGCUAGCAUACAAGAUGGCUAAGCGUUACUACUCCAACCCUCCGCUGUGGGCCCGCUGUCUGUUCAGCCACUGCUACAGCAUGUGGUUCAUCUGCCUGCCAGCAGCCGUGCGACUCUCCAAGUCUAAAAGCCGCGCCAUGCAGCAAGCAUACAAUGUCCUCCUGAAGAUGAGGACCACUGAGGUGGAGGUGCUGGAUGAGGUGUGUUACAGAGUGGUGAUGCAGCUCUGUGGUGUGUGGGGUCUUCCUGUCAUGGCUGUGCGAGUCUUGGUUGAGAUGAAGAAAGCUGGAGUGCACCCGAACGCCAUCACAUAUGGAUACUACAACAAGGCCGUCCUAGAGAGCCCAUGGCCGAGCAGGAACCGCAGUGGCCUCUUUAUGUGGACCAAGCUUCGUAAUGUGCUUCGUGGAGUGGAGCAGUUCAAGCGCGCUCUAAACCAGACGCCUACCAAGAAGGAACCCACCACAGCAGCAUCAAUAGGUGGGUCAGCAGUCACUGACGCUGACCGUUUGAGUCAUGGAAGUGCUGACAGUUCAAGUGAGGUCAACGGAGUGGAACGCAACCUAUUCGCCAACAGCCACAGCAUGGAAGACGCAGCAGACAACCACUGUAGCACAGGAAGGCAGUCCGAUCAAGGCUACGGCUCCAAGGAUGAGUUGCACCAGGAGCUGUCUGAUCCUUCACAUCCAGCUGCCCUUCCCACCGAGGAGAGGAACAUUUCCAAAGCACAGCAUAAUGGAGGCGACAUUGCUGGCUCAGUGGACAGUGCUGUAGCAGUAGCAGAGCCCCCCAGUCCUGUUGAUGUGGCCCCGCCUGUGCCCAGUAUUGUGAAGCUGUCCACAGGGAGCUUUGAUGGUGGCAGGGAAACAGGUACAGGGAAGCUGUUCAGGAGACACAGCAAGACUGAUAACGUGUCUCUCCCUGACGAUGAUGCCUCACUGCCAUCCGGCGAUAUAGCUAACCAGCCUCAACCGCAGCGGCAGAAGUCCUUCGCUGAGCGCACCUGUAGCUUCAGCGCUGAAACCCGUGCUGGGAUGCUCCUAGAGAAAGGCGUGGACCACAUGGCCAGUCAAAUGGGUGCAGACGCCCGUAUCCUAGCUGCAGCGCUCGGUGCAGGCAAAAGUCCACCCCCGAAUAGUGUGUCCAAAACACUUUUUAAAGACCUGGAGGAAGAGCCUGAAGACGAUCAGGGGUUGACACUGGUGAAGCUGCCAGAGGAAGACGGGACGGGAGAAGCAGCAGCAACAGCAGAAGAAGAAGGGAAGGGAGGUGAUGAAGAGGUAGAUCGGACUGAGUUAAAAAUGGUGACGCGAGAGAGGAAGCAGACUGAAACCAACGAGGAGGACCCUGGGUUGCGAGGGCCGACGCUGGAGAGGGCGGACGUGGAGGUGGGUGCUGACCCACUUUCCCUCCUGGUGACGGAGUGCGAAGAGUCCGCCUCCGUCAGCAGCCAGGAGCCGCCGCCCCCCAUGCCUGCUGUGGUGUCCCGCAACCUGGCAGAGGAGAUCGAAAUGUACAUGAGCCUGAGAAGCCCCCUGGGCGUGAAAUCCUCCAGCAUGGAGCUCCAGCAGGCCCAGGGAGACUCAGCUGACCCCCCGCAGCCCAAACAGUCUAUGGAGCGAAGGUCCAGCCUCCCCGUGCCCCCUGUCAAAACUCUGAAUUGCUCCCCAGGCGAUACACCCAAACGUAGCCCCACCACUGUUACCCGCUCCAAGACUUUUGCAGCAAAGACAAAGACCCCCGGCAGGGCAACGGGCAGCCCAGGUCCUAGAUCGUCCUCGCUGACGGCACUGGUGAAGUCCUCCCAGGGAGGCUCGUUGGGCUCGGUCAUCAACUCCAUUUCAGGCAUCAAGAUGGACAACCUCUUGUCAGGACCUAAGAUAGAUGUGCUUAAGUCCAGCAUGAAACAGGCGGCAAAUGUGGCCAGCAAAAUGUGGGGAGCAGUUGCUUCAGCUUACUACUCAGAUGACGAGGACGAACAAGCUCAGGGUGGCGGCGGCUUCCCGUCCCAUCUGGAUGAACACAUGCUGGCUGCACAUGAAGCAGAUGAGAGCCCUGAGAGAGGAGUCAUCCCAGGGUUGGUGGCCAACGGUCUCAACCAGAGCUGCACCAGCCUGGGCAGCAGCAGUGGCAGCAGUGACACGGGCCGAGGGACCCACCAGACACAUCCAACUCCUGGACGAGCAGGCAGGGGUCCAGACUCUGAGCAAGGCUCCUUACUUCACGCUUCCUCCUCCAGUAUUUACCAGAACUGUGCACUGGAGGUGCUCAUGUCCAGCUGCUCCCAGUGCCGCUCUUGUGAAGCCCUGGUGUAUGAUGAGGAGAUAAUGGCAGGCUGGACAGCUGACGACUCCAACCUGAAUACCAACUGUCCCUUCUGUCGCACAGCCUUUCUUCCCUUAUUGCACGUGGAGUUUCAUGACUUGCGAACCAUGACCGGGUUUUACAUGAACCCCAGUGCCUCAGGAGACAGUAUCCACAGCACCAGUGCCCAGCCCACAGCCAGCGGCUCAGCUGACAUUAAGACCUCAGACCUCAUCGCUUUCCCUGAAGAGGAACCUAGGGAAACUCCAGACAAUCUGCCCGGAACAAAUAAGAGUCUGAUUCCAGAGCCGGUGCAGUCAGACCCGUUAGGUCUCCUGGAGCACCAGGCAGAGGGGAAGCAGCGAAGCAGCAGUGGGACGUCACUGACGCGCAGCAACAGCGUCGGUGGCCCGCUGCAGAGCCUGGACUACUCCCAGAGACCUGGACACGGCGUCUCCACCACCAGCCUGCCCUGCAGCCUGCAAGCAGUGUCGGAUGGCAUGGGGACUAAACGGCCGAACCCCAAGCCCGUGUCCGUACCCUACCUCAGCCCCUUGGUGCUGCGCAAGGAGCUGGAGACCCUGUUGGAGAACGAGGGUGAUCAGGUGAUCUACACCCACAAGUUCCUCAGCCAGCACCCCAUCAUCUUCUGGAACCUGGUUUGGUAUUUCCGGCGCCUGGACAUGAACACUCACCUACCUGGUCUCAUCCUCACCUCGGAACACUGCAACAAAGGAGUACAGCUGCCCCUGACGUCCCUGUCCCAGGACAGUAAGCAGGUAUACGUCCAGCUCCUGUGGGACAACAUCAAUCUACACCAGGAACAUGGAGAGCCCCUCUACCUGCUCUGGAGGACCUUGUUGGAGAAGAAGGGGACGUUGGCCCCGACAGACCACCAGGAGAUUCGUACCCUCCUCAACACGAUUGUCCACAACAUCCAGACCAACGACGUCUACGGGCCAAUCAACCUGUUGAUCCGAGAGAUCAAACGGCGCCCAGAGGGUGUCAAAAGGCAGAGGAGUAUCUAUAGAGAAAUAUUGUUCCUCUCACUGGUGGCGUUGGGGAAGGAGAACAUCGACGUAGAGGCCUUUGACAGGGAGUACCGCUUGGCUUACGAGGAACUGAGCGCCGAGCAGCUCAAGUCCUUGCACAUCAUGGAUCGACCGCCCAGCCCCAGCGUCCAGUGGUGCCUCAAAUGCUUCGGGACGCCCGUCAUCUGACCACAGACACCUGCGGCAAAGAUGAAAAAAUCUGACUGGUCAAGUGUGACGGCAGGAGGGAAGGAAAGGUGGCGGGCCGAGGUGUGAGUGCAAAAUGAUUUCUAUUUAAACACCUCCAAUCGCCCAAACAUGGUACUUCUUCUUCCCCUCGUCUUGGAAGAUGCCCAUCGUCUGCUUUUUUUACAACCUUAUGAUGCUUUUCAGAGGUUUUCUGAGCAGCUUCUUACAGGAGGGACUGUUUCCGUAAAUGCCUUGGAGAGCUGCAGUAAAUCUUUUGGGACUAGUUGAGGUUUGCUUCUUUACAGAUGGUGUAUAGAAUGAUUUAUCACUGUACAGAAUGUAUCAACUGCCCCUGUUGUAGGCGUGUGUUUGUGUGUGUGUGUGUGUGUGUGUGUGUGUGUGUGUGUGUGUGUGUGUUUGUAAUUGUAUAGUAAGUUCCCUGUCUUGUAGCUUUUUGUCCACUUUGCCUAAAUCUGUCCCAACUGUCUCAACAUUAGAUCAGUCUUAUUUGUUGAGACUGUGUACAUACCCUGAUUGUUUGUUUGUGCACUUUCUGAAAAAAAACCAACAAGGAAUAACAGUAACUCAAGUCCACCUGUCUUUUUGUACAUAUCGUUUACUUUGGGGGGGGAAUCUGAAAACAGGGUUUGCCUCGAUGCCUUGACUGUUUGUGUGAUUCGAGUCUUAAUGAAUGUUAUAGUUGUAUGUAAAUGUACAGGUUCAGAGCGCGGAUCUCUGUCUGUGUAAAUAUGCAUCGGAAGCACACAUGUAAACAGGACAGGACAAUCACUAAUUAUCAAUCACUAAAACUGAUUCUACAACAUUCCAGAUGCCCUGCAAUCAAAACAGGUCUUAAAGAACUAUUAUUGACCUCUGCAAAAACAGAUUAAAAAUCAGCAGAUUAGAAAAAGAGAUUACAAAACAAACGCAUCGAUGGGACACUACCGAUUCCCACACUUUAAAACAAAGACACAUGUUCUCUUGCAGGGAAAGACAGCUCGAUGCCUCGGUGAUUGAGUUUUUAAUAUCUGCAUCUUUUAACAGUAAUGUACUUUACUCGUUCAGCUAAUAUGCCUUAUUAUACUGUUGAAUUAGAACUGUAACUCACAUGUACCGGGGAUACUCCUUAAUCUAGCAUAGAGUGAACCAGUUUAUUUUUUUAAUUGGGUAUACUAUGAGCAGACAUGAUUGCUUUUAUGGUUUACACAGAAGUAGCUUUCGACGUCAAUGGUAGCAAUUAGAGCUUUAUGCUGCGAAGGGGCUUAUUUAAUACUGCUGACACUGUGUUAAGAAAGAAACAAUUUUACAACAUGACAUUCCACUCAAUGCAGAAAUGGACAGGAAAAGGCAGAGUGCUAUGAUGAACUGUUGGGAAGUGGGUGUUGAUGGUCCUAUUGUAGACUUGGGAGACUGACUUUGUACAGAAGCGAUGUUAUUGUGAUAUAUUCAAUUUGCACUGCAGCAAUUAAAAACCUGACCUUAACCAAGGGUGAGGAUGAGAUGAGACCACCUGAAAAUAUUACCAUACAGUAGUUUUUCCUCAAAAACUAAAUUAAAUUCUCAAUUAUUUAUUUUUGUAUCAUUGCCAUUUGGAUUGCAGACAGUGUAACUUUUCAUUUAUAUGACUCACAAACCUUCCCUUCCCCUUUUAAUCUGCCUUAAGGGAUCCCAUCCUGUACUGACUUUGUAAAUCUGGAUGUACAGAAGAGACUUUUCUUUAACAUAGAUUAAGUGACCUCUUACCGUCCUGUGGAAAAGGAAUUGAAUGUCAACACUUAUGUGCGCUGCAAUAAACGAGUUUGUGAACUGAUU
Molecule: messenger RNA, 7947 nt
Organism: Anoplopoma fimbria (sablefish)
Lineage: Eukaryota; Metazoa; Chordata; Actinopteri; Perciformes; Anoplopomatidae
Gene: dennd4c
Product: DENN/MADD domain containing 4C
Exons: 34
Coding region: 349-6135 (1928 amino acids)
Biological process (GO): regulation of Rab protein signal transduction
Cellular component (GO): cytoplasmic vesicle; ESCRT I complex
Molecular function (GO): protein binding
Source: RefSeq, a predicted model, not a curated record